This is a messenger RNA of Pogoniulus pusillus (Red-fronted tinkerbird), 1646 nucleotides long. Its product is annotated as complement decay-accelerating factor-like. Gene Ontology annotation, biological process: negative regulation of complement activation, classical pathway; T cell mediated immunity. Lineage: Eukaryota; Metazoa; Chordata; Aves; Piciformes; Lybiidae. Bases 1 to 1218 code for a protein of 405 amino acids. The record is from RefSeq and is a predicted model, not a curated record. Gene Ontology annotation, cellular component: plasma membrane. The transcript has 10 exons.
AUGACCUACUCCAGCCCAUCCAUCGAUGAGCAUCUCAGCAGCUUCCCUGUCGGAUCCAGGGUGACCUACACCUGCCUUGAGGGCACCAUCAAGGUGCCUGGGAGGUCAGACACGGUGGUGUGCCUGCCUGGGGCACGCUGGUCACAGCUGCCCGAGCCCUGCGGCCGGAGCUGCUCUGCCCCAACAAGGCUGAGGUUUGCUGCCCUCUCCAAGGUGGAUGAGAGGAUAAAUUUCUUUCCUGUUGGGACCAAUGUGAGCUACUUCUGCCGGCCUGGCUACGAGAACACCUCGGACAGUGUCCCCACCAGCACCUGCCUGGACAACCUGACCUGGUCAGAAGCUGCUGAGCUGUGCAGGAGGAAAUCCUGUGGGGAGCCAGGAGUGGUGCCUGGGGGCAGGAUGGACCUUCUGACAGACCUGCAGUUCGGUGCCACAGUGAAGGUGCUCUGCCAGCAGGGGUACAGAUUAGAAGGAAGAGAUUUCAUCCUGUGCCAGCUCAAAGGGAACGACGUCGAAUGGAGUCAGCUCCCAACCUGUGAACUGAUCACCUGCUCCUCACCUCCUCAAAUCAGCAAUGGGCAACACGAUGGUGAAGGUGUAGGGAAGUUUGUGUACAACUCAACAGUCACCUACAGCUGUGCCCCUGGCUUCCAGCUCGUUGGCAAUGCAAGCAUCCAUUGCACAAGCAGGGAUGAGACAAAAGGAGUCUGGAGUGGAGCUGCACCAGAAUGCAAAGAGAAAAGCACAUCUGUCAAAGCUGGAGGGAAAGACAUGCAGAGGAGACCUGCCCACAGCCCUCCUCCCCACAGCUCCCAUGGGAAUGCCAUCCAAGCAUCUAAGAAGGCUUCCAAGUGGGAAAUGAAGCUGAGCCUCUACAAAAAGUCACUCCAGAGCACAGCCUCCUUCUCCCACUCUUCUUCUUUCUCCAAGACACCAGUGCCCAGGAGCUGUGCUGCCUCAGCCCUCAGAUUUGCUGUUCCUCUGUACAAAACCCACAGCUACUCAGCUCCUGGCACCGGCCGAGGACGCUGGUGUCUGCCAAAGUACAUGGGCAUCUCUGGCAUCCUCCCCCAAGCCAGCUGCUUUGCAAACAUGAAAAGGUCCAAAAUGGCAUCAUUUUGUGGAACGAGGUCGUGGGCAGCCCGGAGGAGCUGGGCAUGGCAGAAGUGCUGCUACAGCAGGUUCCCCAUCCCCUGCAAAGGAUUCUUCUACACAUGACCAAGCUUAGAAGCAGUCUGUGAUGGACCUGCCCUCCUCCAGUGACACCAUGACCGAGGGACCCCUGUGCAGGAAACCCUAGGAGGAGGCAUUUACACCUUCCUGGCAUGGUUGCAAGGAAAAUAGGUACAUGCUGCUGCUGCUGCCUCCCCACUGCAGAUGUGGGCACAGAGAAAUGAGAUCCCACCUAGGCAGAGCUGACACUUACCUGCUUAAACACAGCACUGGAAGUAUGAUGCAUGGAGACCUUUCACCAUGGGCUGGUUCUGAAGUGCCCCAGGUCAUGGUUGGACUUGUGAGGACUCUUAGACUUUAAAAUGAUAAGAGACUAAGCUGGACCAGGUCUGUAUGUACAAAAUGCCUUUGUUCUGGUUUGAUUGGUGACAUGUUCUAAAGUUCUAACACAUCAUUUAAAAGGGCUUCUGAAA